AUGGGUGUCACCGGUCUUUGGACUAUCGUCCAACCCUGCGCUCGUCCUACUCCCCUCCCAGCUCUAAAUCGCAAACGUCUCGCCGUCGAUGCCUCAAUUUGGAUCUAUCAAUUCCUCAAAGCUGUACGCGAUAAAGAAGGGAAUGCCCUUCGAAAUUCACAUAUCGUGGGAUUCUUCAGAAGGAUAUGCAAAUUAUUGUUUCAUGGAAUUAAACCAGUUUUUGUAUUCGAUGGUGGCGCACCGAUAUUAAAACGUCAAACGGUUCUAGGUAGAAAAAGAAGGAGAGAAGGGAGGAGAGAAGAUGCUGUUCGGACGGCAGGGCGAUUAUUGGGAGUACAGAUGAAAAGAAGAGCGGAGGAGGAAGAUAGUGAGAGGAAGAAGAGAGAAAGGGAAGGGAGAAAUAAACCUACGGUCGAGGAAGAAGAAGUUGUGCCGGAAGAACAAUUGGCGUAUGUCGAUGAGAUAGGGAUGUCAGCACAAGAACGACAAACGAGUCGAAAAUUCUAUAAAAAGGAUGCAUAUCAUUUACCCGAACUUACAAAUGGGAUAGAAGGGAUGGGAAGGCCGGAAGACCCGAGAAUCAUGAGUGCGGAGGAAUUGGAAGAAUAUGCGAGACAAUUCCACAGUGGGGAAGAUGUUAAUUUGUAUGAUUUCAGCAAGAUAGAUUUUAAUGGGGAGUUUUUUAUGAGUUUGCCGGCUGUGGAUCGGUAUAAUAUUUUGAAUGCGGCCAGGUUGAGAAGUAGAUUGAGGAUGGGGUUGAGUAAGGAACAAUUGGAAGAGAUGUUUCCAGAUCGAAUGGCGUUCUCGAGAUUCCAGAUUGAGAGGGUUAGGGAGAGGAAUGAAUUAACCCAGAGGUUGAUGAAUUUGAAUGGGAUGAAUUCUGAGGAGCAUAUGUUUGGGGUCAAUGGGACGAAUAGAAUUGCGGGGGAGAGAGGGAGAGAAUAUGUUUUGGUUAAGAAUGAUGGAGUUGAAGGUGGUUGGGCACUAGGCGUGGUUUCAUUAGAGAAAGGGAUGGGUGAUAGGAAUAAACCCAUUGAUGUGGAUGAUUAUGAUAAGAGGAAGAAUAAGGUUAAUUUGGUAUCAGAAUCGGAGGAGGAUGAUUUUGAGGAUGUUCCUGUGGAGGGCUUGAACCGAUUACCGAAAGCUAGAGAUAAUGGGCUGAAUUUGACUUAUAGCGAGUUUCAAGCAAGAGAAGUUGCGAAUAGGAGAAGGGAAUACGAAAACUCGAGAAGAGAGUCAGAUCGGCGGCCAGUAAGGAAACCAUCUGAGGAUCCUGAUUCUCUUUUUGUGGAUGAUACAGGUGGACAACCGCGCCCUAGUACGACGAAUGCUACUUAUGAUGAUGAAGACGAAGAUAUCAAUCGUGCGAUCGCUAUGUCAUUGCAGCAAGACCAAGGCCAAGAUGAUGAGCUUGAUGAGGAAGAUCAUUUAAAACGGGCCAUUGAGUUAUCACUGCAGAAAGGACAUGGUCAAGAGGAAGAGGGAGAUGAUCCGUUUGAAGAUGUUCCCAUGCUGGAAUACGAGCAAAGAGCAGUAGCAGAUGCUAGACCUCUCACCAAAUCGAGCGGGAAAAUGAUUGCUCAUAUGGUCAAUAAUAGAGCUAAUGCUGCUGUACCGAAACGGAAAGAAGAUAGCGAAACACUGGAUAGUGACAGUGAUAGCGAUAUGGACUUUCAAGCGGCAUUGAGGAAGGCAAGAACACAGAAAGCGCCGGAAAAAGUUCAAAAAAUAGCACCAGUUGCUGUAAAUAAGAAGAAUCCUUUCGAUGGCCCGUUGCCGUUUGAGAGUCUUCAGUUUAAAUCUUCCCUUUUUGGCAAGAAGAAACAACCAGAGAAGUUGGCUGUAGAUCCUCAAGAAGAGGAUGAAGAGGCACUUGCUGGUGGUUUCGAAAAGGAAGAUGAAGAAGAAAAAGCAAAACCUUUACCUCCAUGGCUACUUGGCAAUGAUGAUAUCAGGUCACAGGUUCAACAGCAACAUAAAGCUCCUACGCUUGAAGUGGCAAAAGAGAGUGUGGAUGAUUUGACAGAUGCUGCUAGAGCUGAACCAUCAAAAUCUGAUAUUUCUCAGGACAGACAGCUACCGGUUCAAUCCUGUGCAGAAAAUACAAUUGAUUUGCUACAGGAUUCUGAUGAGCCGGUUGAAUGGUCGGAAAGCGAUCAUGGGGAUGUUAUCCCUAAGCCUAAGAAAACUUUAGAUGCAAGUAACACUACGUCAGUGAGCAUAGAACAGAAUUCUUCGAAAUCAAAAUCACCAUCUCCCGUCUUCGAAGAUGUCGAUCUUCCUGAUGUUCAAGCAACUGAGCCUAUUCAACCUUUGGCUUCUACAAGAAAAAGCCCAUCGCCAGUGUUUGAAGAUGUUGAUAUGACGAAUUCUACAACUUUCUUAUCAUCCGGCCCAACAAAGCCUCCCCAACCACCCGUUGACGAUGCAUACGACCGCCAAGAAGCCGAGACAAUUCCAGACGAAUUCGAUUUCAGUGACCCAGAAGAAGAAGAACUCAUGACCCAACUUGCUAUUGAAGCAGAAGAGCAUGCUAGAUUUGCCAGUACCCUGAACAAUAAAUCCGAAAAAGAAAAUCAUGAUUCGUAUGAAAAAGAACUCAAAGCUUUACGAAGUCAACAAAAGAAAGAUCGUAGGGACGCGGAUGAAGUAUCGCAUAUUAUGAUCACGGAAUGUCAAGCUCUACUUCGUUUAUUUGGAAUCCCUUACAUCACUGCACCGAUGGAAGCAGAAGCUCAAUGUGCUGAAUUGGUACACCUUGGUCUUGUAGACGGUAUAGUUACAGAUGAUUCGGAUAUCUUUCUUUUCGGCGGUACACGCGUUUAUAAGAAUUUAUUCAAUAGCAAUAAACUCGUUGAAUGUUAUCUCUUAUCCGAUCUUGAAAAAGAACUUUCUCUCUCCAGAGAUCAACUUAUCUCAAUUGCACAUUUGCUAGGUUCAGAUUACACAGAAGUUGGUUGGAGUCAGGAGAGAGUAGAUGAGAUACUAGUACCUGUUAUCAGGGAUAUGAAUAGACGAGAGUUGGAGGGGACUCAAAGUAAUAUUACGAGGUUUUUUGAGGGUGGUGUGGGGGUGGGAGGUUUGGGUACUGCUAGUGCUGGAGGCGGAGAAAGGGAAAAAGGGGGAAGUAAGAGGAUGAGAGAGGCGGUGGGGAAAUUGAAGGCGAAGAAAAAGGGGAAUGCGUUGAAGGAUCGAGGGACUUUUGCUGAUGAUGCGAGGGAGUGGGCGAAGAGGAAUGAAUUGAGUGUUGGGGCGCAGGAGAGGAAGAAAGCUGAGAGUGCAGGUAGAAAAGGGAGUGGGAAAGGGAAGGGAAAGGGGAAGAAGAGGAGUGUGGAGGAGAUGGAUGGGGGUGAGAAUGAGAAUGAGGAUGAAGAUCAAGACAAAGAUGCAGAUGAAGAUGCAGAUAUCGAAACAGAAGAAAAUGAACCAGAUGAUGAAGAUGAAGAAGAGACUGCAACAUCUACACCAAAACCAUCGCGCUCGCGCUCUACCUCUGGAAAAGCGACGAGUAGGGGAAAGGGUAUUAAUAAAACCCAGGGACAAGGUCCUAAACGGAAAAAGAUGUAG
Messenger RNA from Sclerotinia sclerotiorum 1980 UF-70, 3567 nucleotides. RefSeq lists its product as hypothetical. Gene Ontology annotation, molecular function: DNA endonuclease activity; single-stranded DNA binding. The coding region runs from base 1 to 3567 and encodes 1188 amino acids. Gene Ontology annotation, cellular component: nucleus. The transcript is spliced from 3 exons. Gene Ontology annotation, biological process: nucleotide-excision repair. NCBI's taxonomy places the organism in Eukaryota, Fungi, Ascomycota, Leotiomycetes, Helotiales, Sclerotiniaceae. The record is from RefSeq and is a predicted model, not a curated record.